UCCUACAACAGUGUAGUGACCAAUGGUGUCUCCAAAGACACACACGAUUCCUCACACCAACCUGAUGCUGCAUCUUCAUCGCCAGAUGGCGACAGCAGCAACAAUGAACAAGUUGGUGGGCUGGUGGCGCCACCUAGCCCCGUUAAACCACCGGGCCUAGAUGACAGUGAUCAGAUCAUUGUGACAGUGCACCCAGCUAAAACCAACGGUGUGGAAUCUGAUAACUCUAUACAUCUGGACAGCAGUCCUGAAGCUCAGUCACAGUUGGAUCAAAUGUGGCAGCAGCUUGAGGCGGCCAUGGUUCAAAGCCAGGACCGUGUCCGUGGACAGCUCCAAGAAUUCGGAAUCGGGGACGGGGAAGAGGAUUCCGAGUCAGAAGAGGGUCAAAUGUGGAGAAUGGUUCAGGGAGAUUCUCCCUAUACUAUACAGCUAGUGUGAUCCUAAGGUCCCAACACCCUCUUUGACAUGGAAUAUUCACUUCUCAAAUGGCUUCGAAAAAUAUGGAUUCCUUUACACCAUUUGGAACACAUAAUAAGUGGGACUGCAGCUAGUGAGCCGGAAAUGUCUACUGGUUACAAAGUCCCAGAGUCCCUAAGGGUCUGACUUCUACAAAUCACAUCCAGGUCAACCAGCAGUUCAAAUUCAGAGCCUUUAAUUCUUUCGUGAUUGGCCAAGUUAAAAGAAUAUGAAUAGGUAAUACAAAGGGUAGAAUGUUUGUUACCAGAUUAAGUAUAAUAGUGUUGUGUAAACCUUGAAUUGCAAAACAGUCGAUCACUUUAUAUAUUUAUUUAUUCCUAAAAUCAAAGUAUUCCAAAUAUUUGCAAUUUUUAAUGCAUCCAAGUGUUAUUUAUUUCUGAUUUAACUGUUAUAAACAUCUACUGUCAGCUGGUCUGAUAAAAUGUCAACUACUAAAUUAACCAUAUCACUAUUCAGAAUUUGGUCGUGAAUGAUAUUGCAUUUCCACAUGUGAAUCAAUCAACAAUGUUAUACAUACCAUAUGCUUGCCACACUUUCUCUUUGGUACAUAAGAUGAUGGAAAAUAGAUUUUAAAUUGCAACUCAAGGGGCACAACUCGUUAAAUAAGGCAUCUAUCUAAGUGUUGAUCUACAGUAGUAACUAGUGUUAUUGGUGGGAAAUAUCCUGGAAUUUUGAUGCGACUGAAUUGAUCAUGAUCUAUGCCUAAAACUUGAUGAUAAAAGUAUAUAUCUGUACAGGUAUUCUAAUUCAAGAUUUCUUCUAAAGAGUCAAUGAAGUUUGAAAAAAAAAAUGUAAAGGUCUCAUGGAAAAAGAAUUUCAAUCCAUUUAAAAUAACAAAGUUCAGUUGAAGAUAUUUUACAUCGAUAUUUCAUUGGAUAUGUCAAUCAAAAGUUCAGGAUAUUACAGUUAAAAGAAGACUUCCUUGCUCUCUGUAAGGAUAGGUUAGUGAUGCCAGAACACCCUAUCUCUUUCCUCUGGUGUUUGCCUUGGUUUAUAUGUUUACAAGGGAAGCAUCAACCGGGGAUGAAGAGAAUCCCCCGUCAACAUGCAAGGGGGAUAACCCAUCAUUGGGGAAUAUAUAACCCUUUUGUGUCAGUUGGAAUGGUUUAAUUUAUACUUCAACUCUGGGAGGAGAGAGAGAGUUGGGGAUGAACUUCGUUUCUUAGUUUAAAGCUCUGAAUUUGUAAGAAAAAUAUUCGAACGAAGCAAUGCUGGUGAUAUAAAUAAAUAACAUCAUAUCAAACUUCGCAUAGGUUAGACAAUUUAUUAUGAUUGGUUCAUGGAUAUAAUUUCUUUACAAAAAAAUAUAAUCGUACAAUGAUAUAUUUCAAUAUUGAUCAUAAUGAGAUUAAAUCUGGAAACUGUUCAGUAGAAGUGCUACAAGGUGUUCACACCGUAACGGCUGCCACAUUAGAUCUGCUGUGAAAUACAAGUAUAAACCGAUUGUGAUAAACGUUAACGCUUUAGUGAAUUUAAUUGUUAAAAGCCUGUCCAGCAAUAGUUGUAGUAAUGUGUUUAAAUGCUCUGAAUGUGCAAGUGUAAAUGUGAUGAUAUGUAAAAUGCGUUUAGAACAAAUUAGAAUAUGUAUCUUGCAUCAUAUGCAUAUGUUAAGAUAAGUUACUAUUAUUACUAAAAAUGUAUUUAUAUUAAUUAUGUGUAUACUGCAUUUAUGAAUUAGAUGAUUAACUUGAAACAGUUAGCGCCUGAGUUUGUAUAUUGGAGCUGCAGUGAAACUAGCCCACAUAUUAUACAUUGUGUCAUUAUUGUUGGACGUGUAAAGUCAUUUUUCAGGCAUUAACAUUACUUGGUCGAUCUUUCAUCUAGUCCAACUCUUUGCCCAAUCUUAUGUGCCAGUGACACUGCGUGGUUGCUAGUAUUUUAAGUUCAGAAUCCGUAAAAUUUUGGAGGCUUCUGUGUUCUCUAUUAAUAUUAAAAUAAUAUUUUUUACAAUGCCAGUGCUUGUUUUUUUCCAAUGAAACAUAAGUGUUCUACAAGUAAAAUCUUUUUUUUAUAUUUGUUUAUACAUGUGGGUACCAGUGUUGUGAAAUUAAAGGAAAAAAAAGGAAAGUCUUUUACACUUUUGCACUGCAUAUUUUAUGUUGUUAUCAAAUUGAUGUUAUUCAAACGAAUGCAAUUUAUUUUCUUCAAUUUUGCACAUGCCAAUUAUUGAUAUAGGCGAAUUGUCAAGGUUUAGAAGACAGAAUAGAAAUAGGAUUGUGCACAGAGGCAGUGUUGUGCACUGGAAACGUGAUAAAUGAUAUGUAAAUAGCUUUGUGAAAUAAAGCUACACAUGUGAUAUGCUAAGUUAAAUCUUCAUUCCAUUGUCAACGCUUUGCCUGUCCACUUUAAUAUCCAAACAAAUAUAAAAAACCCAAAAAUAUAUGCUAAAUAUGAAAUGUCUUGCAUGUUUUCUCAAGUUAAAGCAAGAUUUUAAGAAUUUGUAAAUAAAUUGAGGUAUAAAUUGAUUGUAGUCUGUUUUUCUCAAACAAAUUGAUAACAUUUUCAUUACCUCAAAGAUUUAGUGUGUGAAAUGAUAAAAAAAACAUUUGUGUAUAUUCCAUGUCCUCAAAGCAUUCAUUUUGAGAGACUUAAUUUAACUAGAUUAUUAUGACCUAACUUAAUGUCUAAUCACCUCAUUUUACACAAGAUUCAAGUUAUUCUCACUCUCCCAUACUUCACAUCAUCUAUUGUGCAAAUCUGUCAAAUAAAAAGAUCAAAGAAAAUGAUUGAUGAUAAAUAACAUGCAUCAAAAUUGAAUAUGUAAACAUUUGUUUUAAAAUUCUCACCAUUAUUUAUUACAUCUUUGUGAAUGAUCUGAUAAAAGAGAUGACUUGUUCUAAGUGACGUGUUAGGAUUGAGAAGGUGAUUAAAUAGAUUACGUAUGUAUUUUUAACAAUUUCCCGAGUUGAAGAACACCGUCUUUCAUGGAACGUAAUAUUUUGUUGUGACCUAAGCUAUAACUAUGAUGCUGGUGCUUUAUUUCUAUAGAGUUGUCUACCUUUCUUACUCUUUGAAAUAAAAUGAUCAUCAUUAAAUUAUUGUCUUACUGAAAAUUUAGAUAAUUCUUGUAUUGGAAACCAACAUUUUGGGCAUGAUUAUUUAAAAAUAAAUAUUCCUUAAGUAAUUGCAUGAUUUAUUCAAUGCUUUUUUCGUCAUAAACAUGCUGUGUUCUAAUAAUUGAUGUUGAGACCAAAAAAUAGCCUUACUUACUGCUAUAAUUAUAAAUUUGUAAGAAGAUUUGAAGAUUUGUUUAUUCGAAAAUGAGAAAUCUGUCAUCCAAAUUUUGUGUCCAUCAUAUUUUUUCUUCUUUUUUUUGUGUGGGUGAAAAAUUACAUUGCAUUUUACAAUUGAUAAUGAAAAUAAACUUAAAACAUUUUGCCCAUACAUAUUAUUCUGUCAUGAAAUUAUUUACUGUUUCUGUAUUACACAAUGUAUGGUAACUGGCUGUACCAUUAUUGGUGUUUAUAACUUACCAGAGUCCCCAUGGAUGAUGUUUGUGAAGAUAAACAUUACAGCUGGUAGGUACCUGGCUAUUUGGCAAAGCGUCAGUUGUCCAAAUGUUUUAAUACUGUCGAUAAUACCGAUAUGAAAUAAACAUAUUGAAAACAUGA
Mizuhopecten yessoensis (Yesso scallop) is the source of this 4088-nucleotide messenger RNA. RefSeq lists its product as uncharacterized. The record is from RefSeq and is a predicted model, not a curated record. The annotation marks the transcript as partial. Lineage: Eukaryota; Metazoa; Mollusca; Bivalvia; Pectinida; Pectinidae. The transcript has a single exon.